Messenger RNA from Durio zibethinus, 887 nucleotides. NCBI's taxonomy places the organism in Eukaryota, Viridiplantae, Streptophyta, Magnoliopsida, Malvales, Malvaceae. The record is from RefSeq and is a predicted model, not a curated record.
CGAAAGAAAAAGGAGUCAUUGCGGGGAGACAAGGAAGCAAGAACGAUCCUGAGAUUUCUUAGAGAACAAAUGGACGGUGUAGACAGGGAAAGGAGAAGGAGGAGUUUCAAAGAACGGCUGGGAUUUAAAGUUAUGGGCUGUUGUGGGACCACCUGGGGUUUCGGGUCAACGACCAUGAGCGUUAGAGACGACGAUGAAGUUGAGGUUGAAGAACAAGAGCAACAGCAAGAACAAGUAGAAACAACGACUUCUGGUCAUAAUCCGAACCCAGGUUGCAUUAACCCGGUUCCGGUUUCGUCAGGGAUGAAUCUGGCCUCGGCUUUGGCAGCCGAGCGACAUUUUCGGGCAGCGCAAGAACCGGAGAGAGGUAACGUGCGGUCGCCGACGAGUACUAGGACGGGUAAUGUGGGGAUUCGAUCGCCCGGGACACCAGUUAGGGUGUCGUUGGUGAAGCUGUUGGAGGAGGCGGAAGGCGGUGGUGGGGAGGAGGAAAAAGAGAAAAGUGGCGUGGAAAUAGUAAGUGAUUCGAUGUGCUGCGUGUGCGUGGGGAGGAAGAAAGGUGCGGCGUUUAUCCCAUGUGGACACACUUUUUGUAGGGUGUGUUCGAGGGAACUGUGGUUGAAUCGAGGGUGUUGUCCCCUCUGCAACCGUUCAAUCCUCGAGAUUCUUGACAUUUUCUAAGCGUGAUUCACUCUUUCCUCUGCCCUCUUCCAUCCCCGAUGAUUAUUACGAUGAUGCUGAUGAGAAUGGCUGAUCAAUACCGAUCAUUAUAACUAUGGUAACGGUGCCUCGAUGGAGAUCGUGAGAGAUUGGAGGAUGAGGCUGAUAACUGAUAAGGGAAUUAAUUUUGUUACCUUGAAAGUUGAAAGACUUACUUUAAUUGAAAU